AUGUCUACUAAAAUUGAAAUGGGCGAGAAAAAAUUCAAAUCCUUUGUUGAGACUUUUCCUCACUGCGCGUUUGGUCUUGCUGUUGCACUUCUUUAUCCAAAUCGUGCUACUUAUUAUAAACGAUCAAUUCUGUUUUGGCUUUUAAUGUCGUUUGACUCAGUGAUGCUGUUUUGGUUCUUCACAUAUUUAUACAAAUGUGCGUAUACCGUUGACAUGUACAACCUGUCCCGAAAUAUCUCCAUCGGCAUUUUAAUCUCUGUAUUCUUUUUCAAGUAUUUUUACGUGAACUACAAAAAUGAUAAAUUUGCUGACCUGUUAAAAAAAAUCACCGACGAUCUUCUAAAAGGGAAUGAUAUGGAUGAAGAUUAUCAAGCGAUUUACGAGCAUUACAUAAAAAUUGGUAAACUUGGCCAGACGAUUUGGAUAAUCAUUCCAGUUAUGUUAAGUUCGCAGUUUCCAAUAUACGCAGGGGUCUUGACGGCUUACGAAAGUUUGAUAAGCGAUGAUGGAAAGCGUUACAUGAUCCAUGAAAUGGAUCUAAAGUGUAUUGAAGAUAAACAGUACGAUACGCCUUAUUAUGAAGUUAUUUUUGCAUACAGUCUACUGCAAUGUUUUGUUUUGAUGCCGAAUUUUGCAGGGUUAGAUGGUUCGUUCUGUAUCGCAACUAACCACCUAUGUUUGAAGCUAAAAUUAAUGGCACAUAAGCUCCGUAGAGCUUUUCUUGAUUCAAAAGAUAGGGAUGAAUUGGAAAUAAAUGUAAAGGAAUCUAUUAAAGAACAUCAGGAAGCUCUUAUUUUUUAUAACAAUUUACAAGACGUAUAUGGCGGCUGGUUGUUUAUAGUAUUUCUGUUAACAUCGCUUUUGAUAGCAAUGAAUCUGUAUCAGCUUUAUCUAAGCGAUCACAUUGACAUGAAAUACACAAUCUUUGCUGUAAGUGCUACAAUUCACAUGUUCGCGCCGUGUUAUUUUACAUGCAACUUGAUAAAGGUAAGCGAAGAUUUGAGCUGGGAUAUUUACGACGUCCCCUGGGAGACAUGGGCAGAUCCUUCAGUGACAAAGUUAUUAAUUUUCAUGAUCGCAAAAUCUCAACAAACACUUAUACUUUCUGGGAAUGGCAUUGUUUAUUUCAACAUGCAGCUCUUCAUCUCUGUCUUACAAACCGCUUACUCUUUCUUUACGCUUAUUUCUAGAUAA
Molecule: messenger RNA, 1194 nt
Organism: Bicyclus anynana (squinting bush brown)
Lineage: Eukaryota; Metazoa; Arthropoda; Insecta; Lepidoptera; Nymphalidae
Product: odorant receptor 85c-like
Exons: 2
Coding region: 1-1194 (397 amino acids)
Biological process (GO): sensory perception of smell; detection of chemical stimulus involved in sensory perception of smell
Cellular component (GO): plasma membrane
Molecular function (GO): olfactory receptor activity; odorant binding
Source: RefSeq, a predicted model, not a curated record